Messenger RNA from Nycticebus coucang (slow loris), 5095 nucleotides. It is a transcript of the gene NEGR1, whose product is annotated as neuronal growth regulator 1. NCBI's taxonomy places the organism in Eukaryota, Metazoa, Chordata, Mammalia, Primates, Lorisidae. Gene Ontology annotation, cellular component: neuron projection. The record is from RefSeq and is a predicted model, not a curated record. The coding region runs from base 212 to 1276 and encodes 354 amino acids. The transcript is spliced from 7 exons.
GCAAAUAAGAAAAAAGAGAAGGAAAAAAAGAGAGAGAGAGAGAAACAACACCCAACAACUAGGAAGAGGGAAAGAAAGAAACCCACCCACCCACCAAAAAAAAAAAAAAAAAUCCUGUGGCGCGCCGCCUGGUUCCCGGGAAGACUCGCCAGCUCCAGGGGGUGGGGAGCGCGAGCUGCAGGCUGCUGGAGAGCGAGCAGCCCUCGCAGGGAUGGACAUGAUGCUGUUGGUGCAGGGCGCUUGUUGCUCCAACCAGUGGCUGGCGGCCGUGCUGCUCAGCCUGUGCUGCCUGCUGCCCUCCUGCCUCCCGGCCGGACAGAGCGUGGACUUCCCCUGGGCCGCCGUGGACAACAUGAUGGUCAGGAAGGGGGACACGGCGGUGCUUAGGUGUUAUUUGGAAGACGGAGCUUCAAAGGGUGCCUGGCUGAACCGGUCAAGUAUUAUUUUUGCGGGAGGUGAUAAGUGGUCAGUGGACCCUCGAGUUUCCAUUUCAACAUUGAAUAAAAGGGACUACAGCCUCCAGAUACAGAAUGUGGAUGUGACAGAUGACGGCCCCUACACGUGUUCUGUCCAGACUCAGCACACACCAAGGACCAUGCAGGUGCAUCUAACCGUGCAAGUUCCUCCGAAGAUAUAUGACAUCUCAAGCGAUAUGACUAUCAAUGAAGGAACCAAUGUCACCCUCACCUGUCUGGCCACCGGGAAACCAGAGCCUUCGAUCUCCUGGAGGCUUAUCUCCCCGUCAGCAAAACCAUUUGAAAAUGGACAAUAUUUGGACAUUUAUGGAAUUACAAGGGACCAAGCUGGGGAGUACGAAUGCAGUGCGGAAAAUGAUGUGUCCUUCCCAGAUGUGAAAAAAGUGAAAGUCGUCGUCAACUUUGCCCCUACGAUUCAGGAAAUUAAAUCUGGCGCGGUGAUCCCGGGCCGCAGCGGGCUGAUCCGGUGCGAAGGCGCAGGGGUGCCGCCUCCGGCCUUCGAAUGGUACAAAGGCGAGAAGAGGCUCUUCAAUGGCCAGCAAGGAAUUAUCAUUCAAAAUUUUAGCACAAGAUCCAUUCUCACUGUCACCAAUGUGACACAGGAGCACUUCGGCAACUAUACCUGUGUGGCUGCCAACAAGCUGGGCACAACCAAUGCGAGCCUGCCUCUGAACCCUCCAAGUACAGCCCAGUAUGGAAUUACCGGCAGCGCUGAUGUUCUUUUCUCCUGCUGGUACCUUGUGUUGACACUGUCCUCAUUCACCAGCAUAUUCUACCUGAAGAAUGCCAUUCUACAAUAAAUUUAAAGACCCAUAAAAGGCUUUUAAGGAUUCUCUGCAAGUGCUGAUGGCUGGAUCCAAUCUGGUACAGUUUGUUAAAAGCAGCGUGGGAUAUAAUCAGCAGUGCUUACAUGGGAGCGAUCGCCUUCUGUAGAAUUGCUCAUUAUGUAAAUACUUUAAUUCGACUCUUUUUUGAUUAGCUACAUUACCUUGUGAAGCAGUACACAUUGUCCUUUUUUUAAGACGUGAAAGCUCUGAAAUUACUUUUAGAGGAUAUUAAUUGUGAUUUCAUGUUUGUAAUCUACAACUUUUCAAAAGCAUUCAGUCAUGGUCUGCUAGGUUGCAGGCUGUAGUUUACAAAAACGAAUAUUGCAGUGAAUAUGUGAUUCUUUAAGGCUGCAAUACAGGCAUUCUGUUUCCUGUUUCAAUACGAGUCAAUCCACAUUUACAAAAGAUGCAUUUUUUUCUUUUUUGAUAAAAAAAAAGCAAAUAAUAUUGCCUUCAGAUCAUCUCUUCAAAAUAUAACACAUAUCUAGAUUUUUCUGCUCGCAUGUCAUUCAGGUUUCAGGAAUGAGCCUUGUAUUAUAACUGGCUGUGCAGCUCGGCUUCUCUUCCCUGUAAGUUCAGCAUGGGUGUGCCUUCAUAAAAAUAAUACUUUUCUCCUUGUCUCCAACUAAUAUAAAAUUGUUUUGCUAAAUCCUGCAAUUUGAAAGCAAAAGUAAGCUGUCAUGAUAAAGUUAAACUAUAUACGCCAUCUCUAAAGACUGAAGGAGCUAUUGAACUGUAAAAAAAAAUCUCUUCCUCGUUACCAGUGGGGUUUGAGAAGUUUGUCCCACAAUAAACUCAGCUUUUCUAAUGAGAAACAAUUUAAUAACAUAGUACCAUAAAUAUACCAUAUGGCUUCUUUAGUGGUAGCUAAAUGUUAGAUCCUCUGUGGGAAGUAAUUCCCUUCAAAAUUACAGCAUAGUUCACUCAAGGGAUUGCAUAGCAAUACAGAAUCUCUUCCUUUCACUACCCUGAGCCAAAAUUUGUAAGAUGGUGCAUCAGAAAGGACGCAAAGUCCUACCACCUACGAGUGUAAGAGUGGGAAGUGCUCAUAAUUAAUUUGGUGUCAUGGUCGGUGACUUUGUACAACAGAGACAGGGUUCCUGCGGACAAGGGCAUUUUACAUGUUUUCCAUCUGAGAAUAUCAGUUGAUAGUCUGGAAUAUAUGUUAUAGUUUUAAAAAGUUCUAAAACCUACUCUAACAAAUGUCACACAUUGAUAUGUAGGAGAUUAAUCCCCGAAAUAACUAAAUCUUCGAUGAAAUCUUUCUCCAUAGCCAUUUCAGCUCAAAUAAAUGAAGCCAAAAAAAAAAAAAAAACCACCAAGCUUUAUUUCUUCUUACAUGACAUAUGUAACAUAAGAUCAUUUCUAAGAAGACACCAGUGAUUAGAGUAUCUUAAGAUAUAGUGAUGAUUAAAUUAUUGUGAAUAUGAAAGUAUUUUAUUAUAAAGAAUAAAAGCUUACAUUUCUGAAGGAAAAUGCUGUUCCUCUAAGUAUUACAUCACAGGAAAAGUUUGAUGGUUUACUGUUUACUAAAGAAAGACCAUAGCUUUGAAAGCCAUGUUACACGUUUGAUGAAGUUACCAGGGUCAGAACCCCUAGAUUUCUCCAAUCAGUCCCCAUUUGCAAAUCAUAGCAAUGACGAUGACCCUACAAAUAAAAUUAGAGACAAAAAACUUUACAGUGGUUGUACAUAUUUAAGAUAUUUAAUAUAUUGCCCUAGAAGAGAAAGCUUGAAAACUGAUUUUUUCCAGUAAUACUUAGUCCCAAAGUAUACCAUAUAUAAAUCCAUUUUAAUUAGAAAAUGAAUCUGAAAUGAGGGGGCAUAAAUAUACAAAUAUACAGUCUUUCCACAAAACGGCAAUAAUAUGGCACAACACUAUUAAAUCCACCAACUGUAAUGAAUUUAUGGCAUUACUUCACCGAUAUGAUUUAUUUGCUUUUCAAAAAAAAAUUGUCUGUGGAAUUAGCAAGUAAACCACACAGUAUUAUUUUGUAUUGCAGCUUUAAAGUGGCACACUCCGUAAUAAUCUACUUACUAGAAAUAGUGGUGCUACCACAAAGGUGUUAACCAUCGGUGACGUUGUUUGGGAGAAAGAAACAGAUCAAGAAUGCAUAUUAUACAGUGACCGCUUUCCUAGAGUUAAAAAUACCUCCUCUUUGUAAGGUCUGUAGGGUAAACGUGAGGUCAAUUGAGGUAUAAACUAUGGAUGAACCAAAUAAUUAGUUCAAAGUGUUGUCAUGAUUCCGAAUUUGUGGAGUCUGGUGUUUUUCCCAUAGAACGUGACAGAGGUACAGUCAUAGCUCGGUAGCUAUAUGUAUUUGCCUUUAUGUUAGAAGAGACUUUCUUGAGUGACAUUUUUAAAUAGAGGAGGUAUUCGCUAUGUUUUUCUGUAUCACAGCAGCAUUCCCUAGUCCUUAGGCCCCUGGACAGAGUGAAAUCAUGAGUAUUUAUGAGUUCAAUAUUGUCAAAUAAGGCUACAGUAUUUGCUUUUUUGUGUGAAUGUAUUGCAUAUAAUGUUCAAGUAGAUGAUUUUACAUUUAUGGACAUAUAAAAUGUCUGAUUACUCCAUUUUAUCAGUCCUGACUGUACAAGAUUGUUGCAAUUUCAGAAGAGCAAUUUUAUAAGAUUUAUUUAUCUUUUGAUCUAUAAAAAUUCUUUUUAGCUAUUCAUUUCAGCAUAUAUCUUCCAUAAGCUCCCUUUGUGGGAUUCCUUAUGUUACCCCUAAUUUUUUUUCAAAGAAAGAAGAAGAAGAAUAAACAGCAGGUCAAAAAGGACAGUAGAGAGAAGAGAAAAAGAGAGAAAAGGGAAGGAAGUAAGGAGAGGGGGGAAAGGAAGGAAGGAAGGAAGGAAGGGAGGGAGGAAGGAAGGAAGGAAGGAAGGAAGGAAGGGAGGGAGGGAGGGAGGGAAAGAAAAAGGAAUAAGGACAGGAGAAAAGAAAGAAGGAAGGAAGGGAGGAAGUACAUGAAAGGAAGGAAAGAACCAGAAUAUUAGGGUAGUUCACUUACUCAUUUGCAUUAUUAAUUUAACUGCAAGUGGUGUAAUUAUGUUUUACAAUGAUCUCAUUCAAAACAUAAGUCUGGUUACAUCAUUAAGUUUCUAUUAUUUAUUUCUAUUAUUUCAAUUACAUAAUGAAAAGUACUACCCAAGUUCUAUAUUGUGGGUUUUUAUUUUUUUGAGACACCAAAAGAUUUGAGAGAGGAAAUUUUAAACUUAAAGUUACUUUGGGGGGAGUUAUAACUUAACUGAAAAAAUAAUGCUUCAUCAUAACAUUUAUGCUAUGUCUAGAAAGUAGACUAGAGAACUGAAAAAAUUACCAGAUAAUUCAGGGCAAAAUAUAUAUAUAUGCCCUAGAAGAGGGCAAAAUAUAUAUAUAUAUAUCUCCCUAUGUGUGAAUUCAGAAAACUCUGAGCAACUCCAUGAUCAAAGCCAAUCAUCUAUAUUGAUCAAAUUUACUGAACAAUUGUUAAUUUAUCCGUUGUGCUUAGCUUUGUGACACAGCCAAAAGUUACCUAUUUACUCUUUUCAAUAAAAAUUGUUUUUUGAAAUCCAGAAAUGAUUUAAAAAGAGGUCAGGUUUUUAACUAUUUAUUGAAGUAUGUGGAUGUACAGUAUUUCAAUAGAUAUGAAUAUGAAUAAAUGGUAUGCCUUAAGAUUCUUUGAAUAUGUAUUUACUUUAAAGACUGGAAAGAACGCUUCCUGUCUUUUAGUAAAACAUCCAUAUUUCAUAAUCUGAUGUAAAAUAUGUUGUACUGUUUCCAAUAGGUGAAUAUAAACUCAGUUUAUCAAUUAAAA